Molecule: messenger RNA, 1965 nt
Organism: Eleginops maclovinus (Patagonian blennie)
Lineage: Eukaryota; Metazoa; Chordata; Actinopteri; Perciformes; Eleginopidae
Exons: 13
Coding region: 1-1965 (654 amino acids)
Biological process (GO): intermediate filament organization
Cellular component (GO): cytoplasm; intermediate filament
Molecular function (GO): structural constituent of cytoskeleton
Source: RefSeq, a predicted model, not a curated record
AUGAGCCGCAGCCAGGACAGGAUCUCGUCCUACCGCCGUCACUUUGAGGACAGCAGCAGCUUGUCCUACCAGGUUAGGGUGUCCAGCCCAUCCCCCACCAGGAGAGACUCCCGUCAUGCCACCACCGGCUACUCCUGCAGAUCAGGGGCCGGCAGCAUGCGUGUGGAGUCAGCGGGACGGAGGAAUGUCUCGGCGGCACGCAGGACUCGCAUAGGUGGAAUAGGUGCAGGAGCCAUGGUGUGUGUUGGGCCUACUGGAGAACCUGCUAUUGAUCUGGAUGUUGCUGCGGCUGAGAACCAAGAGUUCCUCAGCACACGUACAACUGAAAGACAGGAGAUGAUUGUCCUCAAUGACAGACUGGCUGUAUACAUUGACAAGGUUCGAUCACUUGAGCAGCAGAACAAGCUUUUGGAAUCUGAGAUCGAGGCGUACCAAAACCGCUUUGAGAAUCCAUCAGGACUGCGCCUGCUAUACGAGGAACAGCUGAGGGAGCUGAAAAAGAUCGCUGACCAGAUGAGAGUUCAGCGGGACAUUUCCUUUGCUGCUAAGGACUCCACAGCUGCUCAACUGGAGGCAAUCAAAAUCAAAUAUGAGGAGGCAGUGGAGCUGAGGAGGAAAGCCGAGUUAGACAUUGAAACCUUCCGUCCAGAUGUUGAUGAAGCCACAUCCUCUCGCAUCGCCUUGGAGAAGAAGCUGGAGCAGCUGGAGGUUGAAAUUGAAUUCCUAAAACGGGUCCAUCAUCAGGAAAUUGAGGAGCUCAUGAGCAAAAUCUACUCCGCUCACGCGACAGCUCAGAGUGCAUUCGAACUACCUGACCUGGCAGCCGCUUUGAAGCAAAUCCAAACGCAGUAUGACGACAUAGCAGCCAAAAAUCUCCAGGAGAUGGAUUCAUGGUACAAAAACAAGUUUGAAGAUCUGACCAGUAAGACGACGAGGCAUGUGGAUAAGGUUCGAGGCAUUAGAGAUAAAAUAGCAGGUGCCAAAAAGGAUAUCCAAAGCAAAGACCGUGAAUUGGAUACCCUGAGCACCAAGAAUGAAGCUCUUGAGGCCAAGAUCCGAGAGACACAAGAAAAGUACAAGAAGGAACUGCAAGACCUGCAGGCUCGGAUUGAGGCCCUGCAGCUUGAGCUGAAAUCCACCAAGGAGAAAAUUGCUCUGCACCUGCGUGAGUACCAGGACCUUCUGAAUGUCAAGAUGUCUCUGGAGAUUGAAAUUACAACAUACAGGAAACUUGUUGAAGGAGAGGAUCUGCGGCUCUCUGGCAUGAUGCAAACCCUGUCUCUUAGAAGUUGUAGCAUGAGCGCCAUUGGUGGUGGUAUGAGCUUCAGUGGAGGAGGAGGAGGCAUGGGUGGUGUUGGUGGAAUGGGUGGUGGCACCACGAUGGGAGGUGUUGGGGGAGCUGGGGGUGUUGGUGUAGGAGCUGGGGCAGGAGGUGUGGGUAGUGGUGGACGAAUGGGUGCUGGAGGAAUGCAUGGUGUUGGCACUGGUGCUGGCGGACUGGGUGCUGGGGAUUUUGGUACUGGGGCUGGGGGUGCAGGCACUGGUGCUGGAGGUUUGGGUUCUAGGGCUGGGGGUGUAGGCACUGGUACUGGAGGUCUGGGCACUGGCGCUGGAGGUAUGGGUAUUGGUGGAAAUUUGGGAAAUGGCACCGUCGGACAUGGAAACAGCGGUGUGGGUGGUGUUGGAAUGGGUCCAGGUGGUGACACUGCAGGUUCAGGUGGUAUGGGGGGCACUGGCAUGGGGUCUGGAGGAGGAAGUGGUGGUGUUGGAAUUGGUGAUGGGACAGGAUAUGGAUCGGAUGGAUAUGAGGUCAAUGAGCCUUACGCAGAGCAGGCUGUGGAGCUGACGGAGAGGAGGACGGUACUCAUUAGAACGGUUAAAAAUGAGGAUGACGUGCUGGAGAUGGACCACCAGGAACAAACCUACAUCAUCACCGGAGCAGCCGAUGACUCUGAUGAGGAAUGA